Salvia splendens (bonfire salvia) is the source of this 2286-nucleotide messenger RNA. RefSeq names its product zeaxanthin epoxidase, chloroplastic. Gene Ontology annotation, cellular component: membrane; chloroplast. Gene Ontology annotation, molecular function: zeaxanthin epoxidase activity; protein binding; FAD binding. The coding region runs from base 94 to 2055 and encodes 653 amino acids. Lineage: Eukaryota; Viridiplantae; Streptophyta; Magnoliopsida; Lamiales; Lamiaceae. The transcript is spliced from 16 exons. The record is from RefSeq and is a predicted model, not a curated record. Gene Ontology annotation, biological process: abscisic acid biosynthetic process.
UAAACUUAACACACACUCUGCUUCUUUCACAGAUGAUUCAUUUCAUUCAUUCAAUUGAAACUCUCAAUUUCCAAUUAGUUUGGAAGAAUCAGAAUGACUUCAUCCCUUCUCUACAAUCCCUCCGCCGCAAUUUCGCCAAGAUCGAGUUUUUUCCCGGCGAAAGCUCGCGGCACCCCGGGCAAGAGCAGGGUUUCGGGCAAGGAGGGCAAUUGGGCUUCGAAGAAGGCGGCGGCGGCGGCUGUGAGAGCUAGCGUGGCGGAGGCUCCGAAGGAGCUGGGCUCGAGGGCGGCGGAGAAGAAGCUGCGGAUUCUGGUGGCGGGCGGCGGGAUUGGAGGGUUGGUUUUCGCGUUGGCGGCGAAGAGGAAGGGGUUUGAUGUGGUGGUUUUUGAGAGGGAUUUGAGCGCGAUUAGAGGGGAGGGGCAGUAUAGGGGCCCCAUUCAGAUACAGAGCAACGCUUUGGCGGCUUUGGAGGCCAUUGAUAUGGGGGUUGCGGAGGAGGUUUUGAACACCGGCUGCAUCACCGGCGAUCGGAUUAACGGCUUGGUUGAUGGGAUUUCCGGCAAUUGGUACGUCAAGUUUGAUACAUUCACCCCUGCAGCAGAGAGGGGACUCCCUGUCACUAGAGUCAUCAGCCGCAUGACUUUGCAACAGAUCCUCGCUGCUGCGGUUGGGCCCGAGAUUAUCAUGAAUGAGAGCAACGUCAUGGACUUUGUCGAUGAUGGUGAAAAGGUGACUGUGAAACUCGAAAAUGGAGAGUCUUAUGAAGGUGAUCUUCUUGUUGGUGCAGACGGGAUAUGGUCAAAGGUGAGGAAGAACUUGUUCGGGCAAACUGAACCGAUAUACUCUGGCUACACGUGUUACACGGGAAUAGCAGAUUUUGUGCCUGCUGACAUUGAGACAGUAGGGUACCGCGUGUUUCUUGGCCACAAACAAUACUUUGUUUCCUCGGAUGUGGGAGGUGGGAAGAUGCAGUGGUAUGCAUUCUACAACGAAGCACCUGGUGGAGUUGAUGAUGAAAAUGGUAAAAAGGCAAGGUUGCUAAAGUUAUUUAAGGGUUGGUGUGAUAAUGUUAUGGAUUUGUUGCUUGCCACUGACGAAGAAGCAAUUCUUCGAAGAGACAUAUAUGACCGGUCUCCAAUACUUUCUUGGGGAAAGGGUCGUGUGACGUUGCUUGGUGACUCAGUCCAUGCAAUGCAGCCAAACUUGGGCCAGGGAGGGUGCAUGGCCAUUGAGGACGGAUAUCAACUUGCACUCGAGCUUGACAAGGCUACAAGGCAAAGCAUCGAGUCAGGAAGCCCAGUCGACAUAGUCUCUUCUCUAAGGAGUUAUGAGAAUGCACGAAAACUUCGUGUUGCAAUCAUUCAUGGACUUGCUAGAAUGGCUGCGAUCAUGGCAUCAACUUACAAAGCAUAUCUGGGAGUUGGGCUGGGGCCGUUGUCUUUCCUGACGCAAUUUAGAAUACCACAUCCCGGAAGAGUUGGGGGAAGGUUCUUCAUCGACAUCGGUAUGCCUCUGAUGCUGAGUUGGGUUCUUGGUGGCAACGGCUCGAAACUUGAAGGGAGAAUGCCACAAUGCCGCCUUUCCGACAAAGCUAGUGACCAGCUACGGGAAUGGUUCUCAGACGAUGAUGCUUUAGAGCGAGCUCUCGAUGCAGAUUGGUUUCUGUUUCCAAUUGGAGAUUCGACUGUAGCAUCUGAGACUAUAUUCCUGAACAGAGAUGACAACAACCCUUGCUUGAUCGGGAGUGUACCGCAUCCAGACUUCCCAGGAGUGUCAAUAGCUAUACCAUCAGCUCAGGUUUCUAAAAUGCAUGCUCGUAUAAGUUGCAAAGACGGGGCGUUUUACCUGACAGACUUGAGGAGUGAGUACGGGACCUGGAUUUCAGACAAUGAAGGCAGGCGGUAUCGUGUCUCCCCUAACCUGCCUACUCGUUUUCGGCCUACCGAUGUGAUAGAGUUUGGGGCUGAUAAGAAGGUUGUUUUUCGUGUAAAGGCUAUGAAAUAUCCUCCCAAGACGACGAAAAAGGACGGAAAUGAACUUCUGCAAGCAGUAUAGUAGGUCAGGUUGAAGAAAAGGAACUUGUACAGGAUUUGAUUGCGGCAGUGUGAAGAAGCCAGCCGAGAUUUUGACCACAGCAGAUUUAUGUGUAAAGUUUGGGGUGUUGGGAUUUUGAGAUCAUAAUUAUCAAUAGUAAUACAUGUAUAUAGAUUAUGAUUACAAUGGUAUGUCUGAUUCUAGCAUCUGUGUUGUGACUCUACCAUUAUUACUUAAAUUUUGGUUAGGUAA